Messenger RNA from Neopelma chrysocephalum (saffron-crested tyrant-manakin), 1718 nucleotides. It is a transcript of the gene BET1L, whose product is annotated as Bet1 golgi vesicular membrane trafficking protein like. Lineage: Eukaryota; Metazoa; Chordata; Aves; Passeriformes; Pipridae. The transcript is spliced from 4 exons. Bases 16 to 912 code for a protein of 298 amino acids. Gene Ontology annotation, molecular function: SNAP receptor activity. Gene Ontology annotation, biological process: regulation of retrograde vesicle-mediated transport, Golgi to ER; retrograde transport, endosome to Golgi. Gene Ontology annotation, cellular component: SNARE complex; Golgi trans cisterna. The record is from RefSeq and is a predicted model, not a curated record.
GGGCCGUGUUCUGCGAUGAGGCCGCGCUGGUCACACCGAACUCAACCAAGCGGGACCCCGCACCGGGAGUCCCCGGGCUUUGGGGAUGACGCGGGGUAUCCCCGCCUGCCCGUGCACCCAAAGAGGGGCGUUCUGGGGGGACCAAGGGCAAAUCCCGCAUUGUGGAAGGCGGAAAGCCACGGGGACAGGUGGCUGGGCUGGCCCGGGGCAGGGACACAGCAUCCCCAUGCCAAGGGGCUGGGAUGGAGGGGACCCGCUCCGCUUUUGGGGCGAUGGCAUGAGCCAGCGGACCACUGCACAUAUCCCCCUUUUCCAUACCUCCUGGCUGGCUCCUCCCCCUGCCACCUCAUUCCCCCGACAUCUGGGCGCAUUCCAACCCCCCUUUUUUUAUGUCCACAAACCCCUACUUUUGUCCCAAGCCCUUAUAUCUGCCCCCAAGCCCCCACUUUCCCCGCCACGCCCCCGUUUCGCCCCCGUGCCCGGGCAGGGCUCUGGCCGUACCUGCGGCCCGGGAUCCCUCGGGGGACAGCGCCGACCCUUCCUCCCCUUCCGCCCCGGCCCGGGGGAGCGGCCCGAGGGUCCCGGUGCCGGGGGGAAGGAGGAGGAGGAGGAGGAGGAGGAGGAGGAAGGACCGGCGGACAUUUCGUGGCGGCUCCGCCCGGCGGGGCGGGACGGACCGGGGCGGCCAUGGCGGAGCGGGGCCGAGGACAGAGUCCGAGCGCCAUGGAGGACCUGCUGGAUGUGGAGAACAAGCGGAUGGCCGACAGCCUGGCCAGCAAGGUCACCAGGCUGAAAUCCCUGGCUCUGGAUAUCGACAAGGAUGCUGAGGAACAGAACCGCUACCUGGAUGGCAUGCUUGGCAGGUGCAGCAUCACCUUGUCUGGGGUUGGUAUCUGGCACCUGAAGGGCUGAUGUGGGACAGCACACCUGGGAAAUGCCAAUGGAGGUCCCUCCUUGCUGGGAUUAGAGCUGCCUCCGGGCUGUUCCUCAGCUCUCCCUUGGUGUUUGGUGCUGCUGUAUGAACCUAGGACUUAUUCCAGAACUCCAGCACCUCCGGCAGGCUCCCUGCAGGGCCUUGUGGGACACUGGUGUCUUCAGAGGGAGCACAGGUGAUGCUCUGGGUCCCACAAGCUGUUGGGUGUCCUGGUCUGCCACACAACUCCCAACAAAUCAGGGAAUUGGGAUAAAAGGUGGGAUGGCAAGAGCCCUUAAGGGACAAGCCCCAAAUGGGCACCAAACUGCGCUGCUCUUACAGAAGAGGUUUUGAGGCAUUUCAGGAGCAACAUGAGUAGAAGCUCCAGAAAGGUGGGAACGGUGCUGAUGCCGGAGCACUGGAAGGGAAGGACCUUGAGGGAGACAGGUGGCUGCUGUGCAGCUUCUGUGCGAAUGUUUUUAGUCAGGAGGUGGGAGAUUCCUCAAGGAUUCCUUCAUGUGUGGCACAGUAGGAUGGGCUUGAUCCUAGGACCCAAGGGAAUGGCUGGAGUUGUAUUAGGUUGGGUAUUAGGGUAAACUUCUUCCCCCAGAGGGUGGCUGGGCACUGGAACAGCCUUCCCAGGGCAGUGGUUGUAGCCACAAACUUGCCAGAGCUCAGGGACACGGUCAGGUUGUUCAGGUGUGCUGUGCAGGGCCAGGAGUCGGACUGGAUGACCCUUGUGGAAUCCCUCCAACUCGGGAUAUUCCACGACUCUACGAUGCCUCCACCUUGGCUGUCUCUGCCC